Messenger RNA from Chroicocephalus ridibundus (black-headed gull), 2713 nucleotides. It is a transcript of the gene FGFR1OP2, whose product is annotated as FGFR1 oncogene partner 2. The record is from RefSeq and is a predicted model, not a curated record. The transcript is spliced from 6 exons. Lineage: Eukaryota; Metazoa; Chordata; Aves; Charadriiformes; Laridae. Gene Ontology annotation, biological process: response to wounding. Bases 250 to 987 code for a protein of 245 amino acids.
CCGCCGCCGGGCGCUUGGGAGCCCAACGGACGUGCGUUGGGCCGUGACGUCUCAAGGGGUGCGAGGGAGGAGGAGGAGCCCCCCCCCCAGUCACCCCGCGUUAGUAGCGCUGGCUUUGGGAGGGAGCCUUCAUCCGCCCUCGCCUCCCCGGCGCGUCGCGGCAGGUGCCGGUGUCGCGGCAGCCCUGACUGGCGUGCCGGUUGUCGCGGGGGGGAGGGGGAAAAGGAGGAGACCCUCCCCGAGACCGAGAUGCCGCCCCGCCGCUCCCCUCCCGCGGCCGGCGGGGAAACGGCAGGUCGGGCCGGUGUACGCGAGCGGGCAGCGGCGGUGACUCCCGAAAUGAGUUGCACAAUUGAAAAAGCCUUAGCAGAUGCGAAAGCACUGGUGGAACGGCUAAGAGAACAUGACAAUGCAGCAGAAGCUCUUAUUGAACAGACUACAGCUCUUAACAAGCGGGUUGAAGCAAUGAAACAGUAUCAAGAAGAAAUUCAAGAACUCAAUGAAGUAGCAAGACAUCGUCCUCGGUCUACGUUGGUAAUGGGUAUCCAACAAGAAAACAGACAGAUUAGGGAAUUGCAACAGGAGAAUAAAGAACUACGCACAUCUCUUGAAGAACAUCAGUCUGCUUUGGAACUCAUAAUGAGCAAGUACAGAGAACAGAUGUUUAGGUUGCUUAUGGCGAGCAAGAAGGAUGAUCCAAGUAUAAUAACGAAGUUGAAAGAGCAACAUUCCAAGGAGCUGCAAGUGCAUGUGGACCAAAUUACAGAAAUGGCAGCAGUAAUGAGAAAAGCCAUUGAAAUUGAUGAAAAGCACGGCUGUAAAGAGCAGGAACGUAUAAUUCAGCUUGAGCAAGAAAACAAAGGCUUGAGAGAAAUUCUUCAAAUAACUAGAGAAUCAUUCCUGAACCUCAAGAAGGAAGAUGCAUCAGAGAGCACGUCUCUGUCAGGAUUAGUAACAAGCAGUGAUUUGAGCCUGAGGAAAAGCUGAAGACUGUGGAAGUCAACAAGUUUCAAUUGCACACUUUACAAACGGAGUAUCAGGGGUCACUUGUCAAGCACUUGUUAUUGAAUAGGGCACCAGCAAGCUAAUGCAUCUUAAACUCCAGUUCAGUGGCUUUUAUACUGCAUAAAAUAAAUUAAAGUUGGUAUUCCACAAAAGCCAAAUGACAGAUUAAUUGCCGUAGGUCUAACUUCAGUGAGAAAUGGAUUAACGCACUUACCGAAUUGGGAAUUAUUUUUAUAUGAAGUCAUUUUACAGGUAAGACAAGAUUUCACAUAAUUUCUAUAAAUUAUUGCUCAUACAAAGUUUCAGUGCACCUAUUAUAUAAUAAAGGUAAGAUUUAAAGUCUGAUCUCUGUCUAAAGACUAGUAAUUUAAGAAUGUGCUUGUGCACGAUCCACACUAUCUUUUUUCCUUUUAAUAAGUUCUAAAAAAAAUUCUCACUUUGCAACAAAUCUGUUUGAUGGAAAGCGUACAUAGGCACCAUAAAACUUAAGGAUUUCUGUGAUUUAGCCACCACAGAGUAUCCUGUUGAAAUAAGGCCAGUUGUCUCAACCUAAGCAAUGCUUUUGCAUUUGCUCAAUGUUUUAUUUUUUUUUUUAAUUGAACAAGAUUGUUUAAAAUACGUAUACGUAACUGUAAUUUCAAAACAAGAGCCGCUCCCACUUUAUCACUUUGUGGAACGCAGCAUAGCAUCGUUCUGCCUUAACUUUUACUUUUAUGAGAGAAAACCAGGCUCAGAUCUCUGUAGGUGAGAAGCCACGUUAGUCCCACUGAUUUCUUCUCUUGAUUGCCUGCCCAAACUUCCUGACUGGGAAAUGGCAAUUUGAAAGCACCCAAACAGCAGCAGCAGAGAGGUGGCUGGGGGAAGAAGCUCUCUGAAUCUUCACUGCAUUUUUUUUUAUAAAUGGAGAAACUGCUACUUCUCUUAUCCAGAGCAUCUUCGCUUGUUUCUAGGCUUAAGAAUAUAUUGAGGACGUUCAUGUGCAUGGGAAAAAAAAAAUUGAAUCCUUUCAAAACUUGCUAAACAUGUGGGGGGAAUUUUUUUGGGAAUGUUUUAGCUCAAGCACAAAAUCUACUUGCUUGCUGCUAUUUUCUGUAAAAUUUUGCCAAUGCUUCUAUAAUUAAGAUUUUGCAUUUCUUCAUAGUUUGCAAGCUGGUGACUUAUCAGAAGCAACGGUUUUUUGUUUUGUUUUUUUUUUUAAUGGAGUGUUUCGCUGUUGCAAAUGUAUGAGAAGUUUUGGGUUCAGUUGAUUAAGUUGUUCUUUUUAAAAGCAUCUUUUCAGACGUUGACUGGUCUCAGAGGCAUUUAUAUCCAUUUAAUGCUGAAUGCAGUUUUAUGGCUGAUUUUUCUGGUUUCUCUUUCAAAUACAGUCUCCAGAGCUGUACAGCAGAGAAGGGGUUGUUAGUCUGUGGCAGUUCUUUAAGGUUGCUCUAUUACGAAAUAAUGCUUGAUUAGUGUUUAUUUUUGUAAAUUAAAAAAAAAUGACAUAAUUUAUCUAUGCCUAGUCUUCACGUUUGAUAGGUCUCCCCUGUCAUUCCUCUGACCUGAUGAUCACUUUAGGAUUUUAAAGAACCUUCACAGUGUGUGGAGUGACUAUUUUUCAUUGCAUACCUGUUAUUUUUGUAAUGCAGAUAGCUUGAAAAGAAUUUAUGUCUAGAAUUGUGUACUGUACAGUAAACUUAUUUUAUCAAUAAAGUUGACUGAAAAUCUG